AGUCGCUACAAACUUCCUUUUCCCGUCGUCCAUAUUGGCAGAAAGGAGGUAGAGUCACUUUUACAUUUUUCUUCCUUCAAAACUAGUCUCCGUAGUUUUAUUUUACGAAUAAGUAAUUUGUAUUAAGUCGAAGUAUUAAUUAGCGAAGAGAUAUGAAUAAAAAAAAGGCGAAUUUAGAAAUUGGAAAAUUUACCACGUGCUCAAGGUGCCAAGAUGACCAAUACCAAGGGUUACCGCCGCGGAACGCGGUAUAUGUUCUCAAGACAAUUCCGCCACAAGGGUCUUAUUCCCUUGUCCACUUAUAUGAAAGUCUACCGACGUGGUGAUAUCGUCGACAUCAAGGGAAACGGCGCGGUACAAAAGGGUAUGCCGCAUAAAUCCUACCACGGCCGUACUGGAAAAGUUUUCAACGUUACACAACAUGCCGUUGGAGUCAUCGUCAACAAGCGUGUAAAGGGCAGAAUUUUGCCAAAGAGAAUCAACGUUAGAGUAGAGCACGUCAAACACUCGAACUGUCGUUUGGAUUUCUUGAAACGUGUAAAGGAGAAUGAAAACAUAAAGAAAGCCGCUAAAGCUAAGAACGAAAAGUUUACCGUUAAGAGAAUCCCGGAGCAACCCAAGGAGGCUCACUACGUUAGAACAAAGUUCAACAAGCCUCAAUUUUUGACACCUAUUCCUUACGAGUUUAUUGCCUAA
Dimorphilus gyrociliatus is the source of this 696-nucleotide messenger RNA. NCBI's taxonomy places the organism in Eukaryota, Metazoa, Annelida, Polychaeta, Dinophilidae. The record is from the annotation of a GenBank genome assembly.